GACGUCCCGGUUUUCCGGGACAUGUCCCGGUUUUAGGCCAUUUGUCCCGGUGUCCCGGUCCAACCCUAAAAUGUCCCGGUUUUUAAAUCUAAUCGAUUGUAAGGAGCCAUGAAAUCUACCAACUAUUUGGUUUGCUUAUAAUGCGCCCCUCCAACUAGUCUGAAUAAAAGUACCAACUACCGACUUCAAUUGUAAAACUCUAGCAUCGCUAGAUAGUUGCACAUUGCAUAGUAUACAUAUAUCGAUUAUCGAUGUAAAGUGUUCUUCCUAAUUAGCUACAGCUGUUUUUGUUUUGCGCUAAGUAUUUGGUUGUUCGAGUUGAGUGUUUCUGAUUUCAUUAAAAUGCCAAAAAGGAAAUGUAAAUUCCUUCUCUCAUACACAGAGGAAUGGUCUUUUAUGAAAUGUGGGAGAAGUGAACAUGAAUCGUUGUGCACAGUUUGCGAUUGUUUUAUUGCCAUUGGUCGCGGUGGUCGCUCAGAUAUUCUUGAUCAUAUCGGCAGUUCCAAGCACAAAUCAAGGUUAUGCGAGGCGUCUACUUCAAAAGAAAUUUCUUCUUUUUUUGUAAAACCAAAUACAGCAAAGUGGCAGCUGAUCUCCGCCGCUGAGCUAACAAAUGCAUUUAAGAUUAUUAAUCACCAUCAGUCCUUCAGCUCAAUAGAUUGCGUUACAAAACUAAAUGCGCUCAUGUAUCCUGAUUCGGAGAUAGCAGCAAAGCAAUCAGUUUGCAGGACCAAAGCAACAGCUUUAAUCAAAAAUGUUUUGGCUCCGCAUUUAGUAGCAAACUUUGUAGAUAUUUUAAUAAAAAAUGUGCCUUUUUAUGGAAUUUCAACGGACGCCAACAACCACAAAGCCGAAAAAAUGUUUCCAUUGCUUGUUCACUUUUUCACGGAAAAAGAAGGUUUACAAGUAAAAUUAUUACAACUCACAAAUUUACCUAAUGAAACUGCAGAUUCUGUAACGUCAUUUUGUGUAGACACAUUAAGUCAUCACAAAAUACCAUUACAAAACCUUGUAGCUUUUGGUGCUGAUAAUACCAAUACCAACUUUGGUGGAAGAAAAAGACAGGGACUAAAUAAUAUAUUUUGUAAAUUAAAAGAAGUUUCAGGGAAAAGCAUUGAGGGCGUAGGUUGCCCUGCUCAUAUACUUCACAAUACAAUUUCUAGUGCAGUGGAUGUAAUGUCAAUAGAUGUAGAGUCUGUUUUAUUUAAGAUAUAUAAAUACUUUUCGAUAUUCACUGUGCGAACGGAGCGGCUUAAAGAUUUUUGUGAUAAUGCGGACACAAUGUACAGAUCAAUUCUUUCUUAUACUGCACUGUCUACAACAGUAAUGCCGUCAGGUCCGCCACCUACUGCCUACAUCACGGAUGUGUCCGGCGGUUCGCCAGCCAUAAAGCGCUAUCCGCCGUCCAGUAUACCGGCACCAACGGCAGUACCCGCUGUACCGCCAAUAACUUGUUCGCCACCAGCUACGGAUGCUUAUAAGCCAAUUACUUCCAGUACCCUGCCGCCAUUGUCUUAUGGGCCUACAGCAUCGAGCGCUAUUCCUUACAGUGCGCAUAUUCCAUCGCAAGUCGUUGCCUCGCUAUUUCCCGCAUACGCGCCAACGAUCGCCACAGACAACUACUCUGUAUCUGGUAACAGAUUACCGAGCGGCAACAACAACUGGCAGGAGUUGUAG
Messenger RNA from Rhagoletis zephyria (snowberry fruit fly), 1677 nucleotides. RefSeq lists its product as uncharacterized. The record is from RefSeq and is a predicted model, not a curated record. NCBI's taxonomy places the organism in Eukaryota, Metazoa, Arthropoda, Insecta, Diptera, Tephritidae.